AAAAUCUCAACAAUCUUUGCUCAAUUCAUCAGAAGUACCUGCAAAAGUCAUUGUGAUACACAAACUUGGAGUUUAUUGUUUCUCUGAAGUGAAACCAAAGAAGUCAUGAUUUUCCCAAUUGUUUUCGGUCUUGUUGCCAUUUUCGUGGCUGAAUCGUCAGCCGUUUCAAUUGGAGUGACGUCACUGGUACCCGGAGCACACGUGGGUGUUGAUGGACGUGUUGUAGACACCCCAGAAGUCGUGGCGGCCAAAGCCGAACACGCAGUGGCACAUUUAAAUGAAAGAAUCAAUUUAGUGAAUGAGGCAGUGAGAUCGGCCGAUUUUCCCGUGACAUCCGUUUUCACACCAGUUUCCGGAGUUGGUGUUGGUACCAUUUUCACGACAAACGGAGUUGUACCAAUUGGCGUCGAUAUCUCGCAAAUUGUUCGCUCGAAUCAAGUGGUGCCAACUGUCGUUGCCGUUGACAAUGGCCGUGUUGUUUUUGACAAUUCCGAAGUGAGACUCGCCAGAGCCGAGCAAGUCAUUGCACAAUUGGCUGAAAAAGUACGACUCGUCAAUGACAAUAGUCGAGUGGUCGAUGGCGUUGUUUCUUCAGACGUUCAGUAAUAAUACAAUUUUUUUGUCUCCUUUGAAAAAAAAAAUUGAUAGUUUCACUUUUAUCUAUUUUUCCCCACAAACUGCCCGGAAUUUUCUUUUUUUCGAAAUUAAUUAUUAUUAAAUGUUUGUCUUAAUUUUGUAGCUGUGGUAAUUACUUUAUAUGGUAUUGUAAAUACUACAGGGUAAUUUUCUUUUGUUUUAAUGUUUACUUCAUGGCAAGUGUCGUUGGAAUUGAAACAAAUUGAUGAUGAAUUUUUUUUGUUGAUUUUGGAGUGAAUUGAAAGAAAAAAAUGAAUUUUCAUUUUUGAAAAAUGAAUUUUUCCUGAAAUGUUUGUAAUCCUACGACUUGCUGUGAUGUAAUUAUUUUUAUUAGAUUUAAAUAUAUGGGAAAUGUUGCAAAAAAUACUCGAGGAAAAAUUACUGGUGGUACUUUUAAAUAUGUGUAAAUAAAUGAAUAAAUAAAUAAAGAUCUUGGAAAAUCUU
Messenger RNA from Leptopilina heterotoma, 1080 nucleotides. RefSeq lists its product as uncharacterized. The transcript has 2 exons. The coding region runs from base 106 to 606 and encodes 166 amino acids. The record is from RefSeq and is a predicted model, not a curated record. NCBI's taxonomy places the organism in Eukaryota, Metazoa, Arthropoda, Insecta, Hymenoptera, Figitidae.